This is a messenger RNA of Poecilia reticulata (guppy), 1367 nucleotides long. It is a transcript of the gene slc25a43, whose product is annotated as solute carrier family 25 member 43. Lineage: Eukaryota; Metazoa; Chordata; Actinopteri; Cyprinodontiformes; Poeciliidae. The record is from RefSeq and is a predicted model, not a curated record. Gene Ontology annotation, biological process: transmembrane transport.
UGUUUAACUGAGUUCUCCCACAGGAUCAAAUCAAAGUGACGUGAAUAUUUUUGUCACAUAACACCACAGGCCCGCGCAGUACACACACACCUUCCGGGUGUUUAAAAUUAGAUGUAUGUCACCCAUCCACGCAGGUCGCUAGUUGUCCCUCGAAGAACAUCGAAACCCAGCCGGAGGAUCGAGUUCAGAGUUCAGGCUAAACAACCAGAGAAAUGGUGGUCUCGGUGAAAAACGACACCCGGCUGACCAGUUCUCAGAGCUUCCUCUGCGCUGGUUUCGCUGGUUUGUUCAGCAAAACCGUCACGUCUCCUCUGGAAGUGGUGAAAAUUAAAAGUCAGGUGGGAACUUUUCACGGCAAAGGCGGAUUCCUGCAAACAUUUAUCGUCAUCUACCAGAAUGAGGGACUUCGAGGAUUUUGGAAAGGGAACAUGGUCUCCUGUCUCCGGCUGUUUCCAUAUACAGCAGUUCACCUAACCACAUACAAGAACAUCGUCCACCUUCACAUGGAUGAGCUGGGCUUCAUCUCCCAGUGGAGGGCCAUAUUAGCUGGCGGACUGGCUGGCGUUGCUGCCGCCCUGCUCACGUAUCCUCUGGAGGUGGCGGAGACCCGACUGAUCGUCCAGAACUGCAGACAGCGGACCUACAUCGGCGCAGCUCACACCAUCUCAAAGAUCUACAGGAACGAAGGCCUGCCUGCUCUCUACAGAGGAUUCUCCCUCACCGUUCUGGGUGCGGUUCCCUUUUCAGUCGGAUGCUACGCGGUUUACAUGAAUUUGGACAAGCUGUGGCAGGAGCCGUCGUUUCGCUUCACUCCUCUGCAGAACUUCAUUAACGGCUGCAUUGCAGCGGGAGUCGCUCAAACGCUCUCAUACCCCUUUGAAACCGUUAAACGGAAAAUGCAGGCACAGAGUUCUCGUCUUCCCCAUUUUGGUGGCGUUGAUGUCCACUUCAGUGGAACGAUGGACUGCUUCAUGCAGGUUAUUAGAAACAAAGGUGUUCCGUCACUGUGGAACGGACUGACGGCCAACAUGAUAAAGAUUGUUCCUUAUUUUGGUCUUCUGUUCACCUGCUGCGAGAUGUGCAAGCAGGUGUGCCUCUACCGUAACGGCUACAUCGUCUCACCUCUGAGCUACCAGCCCACGCCGGGGGUCGACCAGAGCCUCGGGCCGAACGAGCUGGAGGAGGUCAGGCGCUACUGGAAAAACAGGAACUUUGGGUCAAGAGAGUCGCCUUUUGGGAACCGCUGGUGAAGUUGGAAAUACGUCCCGCUGACAAAAAAAAAAGAAGGAAAAGUCAAAAACAUUCACUAGACCCUCCAAGAGACUACAACUAAGACUAUUUCAGAGUUAUAUCAUUUUUAUCUGACA